AUGCAUCGACCUCCAGAUCACGGGAUGGCUGGUAAGCCAUUCCGGGCCACCUUUAUAUGGAGCAGCAUCAUCAACAACCUCCAAGCACGGGUGGAGGUGAAACGGAGGCGACAAAACCUCAAGUCCUAUGAUGACUGCUUCGUGGGUUCAGAGGCUGUGGAUGUAGUUCUGUCCCACAUCAUUCAGAACAAAUUCUUCGGAGAUACGGAGGUGACACGUUCUAAAGCAGUUCGCCUGUGUCAGGCUCUCAUGGAAUCACGGGUGUUUGAAGCAGUUGACACAAAGGUGUUUGGGAAAGAGAAAGCACGGGCAACGUUUGAAGACAGUAGUUGCAGCCUCUAUAGGUUUAUAGAUCUACCAAGCCCAACCACAACAAGCUCAGACACAAUUGAAAGUGGAUAUGACUCCCCUGGCGUUGAAAGGAACACGCACAGGUCACACAUUAAGCGGAAAGAGGAAGUUUAUUCAAAUAACUCGACCAUCAAAACUGACAAGUCUCUGGAAGACCUUUUGAGAAACCUGGAAUUUAAUUCAGCUGUUACACCACAGAUGAUAAGUUUGGGCUUAUCACAAGAGAUGGUGAAUGAGGUGUGGCAGGAGCAGGUAGUGUUGAGGCUGUUACAGUUGAUGGAGCUCCCCCUGUUGGAGAACCUUCUGGAGGGCAUGGGGAACCAGCACCAAACCAUGGAGAGGGAGGAUAGUGACCCUGAUGUUGUUUACACGAGCAGUUACCUGGACCGAGAGAUUCUUAAAGCAUUCAGUGAGGCUCAGGCUGAUGACUGGCUGUCAGCUGCUGUGGACUGUCUCGAAUUCCUACCAGAUCAGCUGGUUGUGGAGCUUAGCCGUGGGUUAGCCAAGUGCUCAGAGGAGACAUCACAGUACAAGCAGCUCCUCUAUGGUGUGCUUGUUCAACACUAUGGCCAGCCAGAGCACCCACCCUUACUCAGCAACCAUGUAUUUGACAUUUACACGGGCAUCUGUGAGCUGCUAGUAAAUGGGAAGCAGCAGCAGGCUACGGAGGCACUGCAGCUCUGUCUGAGGUUGCAGGACUCGCGCAGCAGAGAGGAGCUGCGCAAGUUAUUGCAUUUCAUGGCUAUUGCUGCCAACUCAAAAGAAGUGAAACUACACAAAGAGGUUGAGAACAGAAUGGCGGUGAAAAGGGCAUUCUCAAAUGCUAUAGUGUACAGUGCUCGACUGGCCAAAGGGAAGGUUGAUCUCCUGGUGCUAUUUAUGGUGGACAAUAACUGUGAAAUUUUCAAGAUCCCAGCGCCAUUACACAAGCUUGUGACGGAGAAACUAAUCAGUAUCAUCAGAGGGAAAGAUCCAGAUGAUAUAACAGGUGCAACUUAUUGCAGACGCAUCAAAGGAGAGGCUUAUGUAGAAUCUGUUCAGAAAACUACAAAGGAAGAGCUCUGGGCAUUACUCAGAACUAUUCAUGAAAACUCAAAGCUUUCUGUUAAGGAAAAAAGACGCUUACUUGGACAGUUCUACAAAGGCCAUCCUGAAAUUUUUGUGCAGUAUUUUGGAAACAGAAUUGCUAAUGCUUAUAUGUAG
This is a messenger RNA of Chanos chanos (milkfish), 1554 nucleotides long. RefSeq names its product DEP domain containing 7, paralog a (gene depdc7a). The transcript has 9 exons. The record is from RefSeq and is a predicted model, not a curated record. Gene Ontology annotation, biological process: intracellular signal transduction. Bases 1 to 1554 code for a protein of 517 amino acids. Lineage: Eukaryota; Metazoa; Chordata; Actinopteri; Gonorynchiformes; Chanidae.